AUAUUAAGACAUGGAUGGACUUUUUUAAUAAAUUGGUCAAGAAAAUUCAUAUUAAUAAAAGAGAUGAUACUGCUGCUGCACUUUCUGAUAGCAUUAAUGAUCAUGCUAUGAAAGAUGAGGACAAAGUUGCUGCUACGUUAAUGUUACUAUCUCAUUUUAUACCACCAAAAGGAAUGCUUCGACUAAAUAAACAAUAUUAUAAAGCAUCUAUAGCAGAUUCUAAAGAUAGUAUAAUAAGACACGUAAUGAACGCUAAUAACAUUCAAAAUGUGAAAGAAGAUAUCAUCAAGAAAGCAAAAAUAUUGAACGUAUCUGUUCAACCUUAUAUCAUAGUAGUAGGACCCACAAUUUCCGAAAUUACUCAUUCAUAUGUUAGUAUAAAUAACGUGUUGUAUAAUGCAGCAUCUACUCUUGAUGCUUUUGAUAUCUGUUUCAAAUCAUAUCAUGUUUUCCACGUUAAAUAUCCAGUGUUUUCCGAACAUCUGUGGAUGUUAUUUCAAAAAGGUUUAUAUAAAUUUACGACUAAGUGGGAUAAAAUUAUACCACAUAUUGAGUAUUUAAUUGAUUAUUUAAAGAAUGAAAAUUACAAGAAUACGCAACAAGUUGAAAUAGUACAUGAAAAUGAUUAAUCUUUAAAAAAUCUGGAAUUACAAUAAAAAGAUUCUUUUUCCAAAGCUGAUUUUAUAAAGAAAAGUUUUAUGAGGGACGUACAAUUAGUUGUAUUUCUAAAUAUUUUUAAUCUAUAAAAAUGUAUGAUAAGA
Messenger RNA from Solenopsis invicta (red fire ant), 761 nucleotides. RefSeq lists its product as uncharacterized. Lineage: Eukaryota; Metazoa; Arthropoda; Insecta; Hymenoptera; Formicidae. The coding region runs from base 15 to 629 and encodes 204 amino acids. The record is from RefSeq and is a predicted model, not a curated record. The transcript is spliced from 3 exons.